GGCCGGGGGCGCGCCGCGCGGACAGAGUCGGCGGCUGCACCGCGCUCGCAGGGCAGCCCGCGCUUCCAGGCGUCCGCGUCGGUGCCCGCCGUGCCCGCCGUGCCCGCCAUGGCCGUGGACACCUCGCCCCGGCCGCUGCCUCUGCUCCUCCUGCCGCUGCUGCUGCUGCUGCUGCUGCGCGCCGGCCCCGCGCGCGCCGAGAGCAAGGUGUUCGGGGAGGUGGACCAGGUGCGGAUGACCUCGGAGGGCUCGGACUGCCGCUGCAAGUGCAUCAUGCGGCCGCUGAGCAAGGACGCGUGCAGCCGGGUGCGCAGCGGGCGGGCGCGCGUGGAGGACUUCUACACGGUGGAGACCGUGAGCUCCGGGUCCGACUGCCGCUGCUCCUGCACCGCGCCGCCCUCCUCCCUCAACCCCUGCGAGAACGAGUGGAAGAUGGACAAGCUCAAGAAGCAGGCGCCCGAGCUCCUCAAGCUGCAGUCCAUGGUGGACCUCCUGGAGGGCGCCCUGUACAGCAUGGACCUGAUGAGAGUGCACGCCUACGUCCACAAGGUGGCCUCCCAGAUGGACACGCUGGAAGAGAGCAUCAAGGCCAACCUGAGCCGGGAGAACGAGGUGAUGAGGGAGAGCAUGCGCCACUUCGGCGAGCAGCUGAAGCACUACGAGAACCAGUCGGCCAUCAUGCUGAGCAUCAAGAAGGAGCUCUCCAGCCUGGGCCACCAGCUGCUGCAGAAGGACGUGCCCACAGCCCCCGCCGCUGCCCCUGGCCCCGCCCCCGGGCCUGGCAGCAAGGCACAGGACACGGCUGGAGGGAAAGGCAGAGACAGCAGCAAAUACGGCAGCACACAGAAGAGCUUUGCAGACAGGGCCCUCCCAAAACCUCCUAAGGAGAAGCUGCUGAAGGUGGAGAAGCUGAGAAAGGACGGUGGCCAGGGCCGGUUCCCCCAGCCCACAGGCAGGCCCCGGGCCCUGGCCCAGCAGCAGGCGGUGAUCCGAGGCAUCACCUACUACAAGGCGGGCAGCAGGGAGGCGGCCGAGGCUGACAACGCCCUCAGGGGCACCGCCUGGCUGGAGCAGCUGUCGCCCAGGGAGGAGGGCAGGCCCCCCGAGCCCAACUCUGCUGAACACGAGGAGGCUGGGCCCAGGGCUUCGGAGGGAGCGGACGUGGCCCCUGGCACCCCCUCCUUGAAGCCAGCCGUCACCCCAACCCCCGCUCCCACCACCAGUCCCCUGCCCACUGAGCCACCACCGUCACACCCAGAAGUCCCCAGGCAAGGCAGGGAGGCCAGCUGCGAGGGCACCCUGCGUGCCGUGGACCCCCCGGUGAGGCACCACAGCUACGGGCGCCACGAGGGGGCCUGGAUGAAGGACCCGGCCGCGCAGGACGACAGGAUCUACGUCACCAACUACUACUACGGCAACGGCCUGGUGGAGUUCCGCAACCUGGAGAACUUCAAGCAAGGCCGCUGGAGCAACAUGUACAAGCUGCCCUACAACUGGAUCGGCACCGGCCACGUGGUGUACGGGGGCGCCUUCUACUACAACCGCGCCUUCACCAAGAACAUCAUCAAGUACGACCUGCGCCAGCGCUUCGUGGCCUCCUGGGCGCUGCUGCCGGACGCCGUGUACGAGGACACCACGCCCUGGAAGUGGCGCGGCCACUCGGACAUCGACUUCGCGGUGGACGAGAGCGGGCUGUGGGUCAUCUACCCCGCGGCGGAGGACGGCGGCGACGGGGCGCAGCCCGAGGUGAUCGUGCUGAGCCGCCUGGACCCCGGCGACCUGUCCGUGCACCGGGAGACCACGUGGAAGACGCGGCUGCGGCGCGGCUCCUACGGCAACUGCUUCCUGGUGUGCGGCAUCCUGUACGCCGUGGACACCUACAGCCGGCGCGAGGGCCAGGUGGCCUACGCCUUCGACACGCACACGGGCACCGACGCCCGCCCGCAGCUGCCCUUCCUCAACGCGCACGCCUACACCACCCAGGUGGACUACAACCCCAGGGAGCGGGUGCUGUACGCCUGGGACAACGGCCACCAGCUCACCUACACUCUGCACUUCGUGGUCUGAGCGGGACGCGCCCGCCGGAGAGGGGCUCUCGCAGCGGCUCCUGCAGGAACUCCAUCCGCAGAUAUUUAUUGGGGGCCGGAGGGGGUGCUGGGGGGAGGGGGCGGGAGCUAGGCAUUGGCAGAGCCAGCAGAAAGCCUCCUUAGCGCCCAGGGCAAUAAUCUGCUUCCCCCCCAGAGCACUAACCCGCCUCCCCUCCCAGCAGCACCCGAGGAGGCAGAGAGAGUUCAGCCCAUUUAACAGGUGAGGACACUGAGGCUCAGAGAGACAACAUACCCCUUGCCUAAGUAGCCAGUUUAGACCAGGCAGGCCACGUGUCACCACAGCCCCCACUUGGACAGAUGAGACGCGACCAUCCUGUCCCCCUUGUCUCUCCCUCGCCCCUCUCUCCUAAGGGCUCUCGUGCUCACAACUCUGCCUCCCUUCCCGGGGCCUCUGAAAACCGCGGCCCCGGGCACCAGGGCACUCGUGUUGGGUGAAGGCCAGGCUCUGUGCCACCCCAGGUCCCCAUCCUGGCCAAGCGCUAAGUGCUGGUGGCCCUGGGCUCCGGGCCCUUUGGCUCCGGGCCCUGCUCCUUGGCCGUGGCCAGCCCUCCUACCCUACCCCACCCGCUGUCCAACCACAUUCCAAACCUCCGUGGUCACCCAGCCCCUGAGCAGAAACCACACCCCAAGAAAAAUACCAGCCCCCCCCCCCCCCCCCCCCCCGUUCCAAGUUCCCAACCCCCUCUGUACUCAGCCCUAUUUUCCCUCCGUCCUCAGUGCUGUCAUUUGUUUCUGCAGCAACAGCUGAGGAGGCUGCAGGCAGCUGCCUGCCAGCAGCGACGCUACCGGGGGCAGGGAGCCGGGCCAGCCCCCAGCUCCCUCUCCACCCACGGGAGCUGACCCAGGCCAGGGGGCCGCUCCCCGGUCCCGCCCAGAGCCUCUGGGCCCGGGUCUACCUUGUCACUCGGGGCAAUUCAGGCCACAACUACGUGCACUCAGGGAAACCGCCAGCUCCACCAGGCCUGAGGUCAGGGUGGGCGGGGCGGGGAGCAGGAUGAAACAGAUCCCCCCUUCUUUGUCAGCCCUGGCCUGGUCAUUUGGUGACAUGGCCCAGCAGCCCGGGGGACUGGGGAAGGCUGAGAUCGGAGCAGUCGGGUCCAGGGGAGCCGUCGGACCUUCUGGUUGCAGGAAACAGCCGGAGCCCUAUUCCUGGCUUCAGCGAUGCUGGUGCCAGGGCUGCCCCGAGCCCAGGAUCAGGGGCUGCGGCAGCACUGAUGGGAGUCCCGCCUGGAACUGCCCAUGGCCCCCUGGGCCUCAGAUCCAGGCAACGAGACCUUGAAGCCUGCCCCUCGUCUGCUCGGACUGUUGUUUGAGAGCUGGGAAGCUCUCCAGUCCAGCUCCCUGUUUCAAAGGAGAAACAAGCCCAGAGAGGUUGAGAGAGGGCACGGGGCCACCCCGGGAACAGGAUCCAGCCGAUGUCCUUCCAGAAGGUCUUACUCUUCGGGCUUAGAGGCAGCUCUGCCUGGGAAGACGAUAGACCACCCAGCACCCCAUCCCUCCCAGCCCCUCAGAAAGGUAUUGACUGCUGAUCCCGCUCCCCGGCUGCCGGCUCCUGGUAUCUGUAUAUUUGGACACUGUUGUCACGUGAGGAAGUCUAGCUGCCUCCCUAAGAGUGUAGGGAAAUGCGUUUUGUGCUGAAUCCAUUUUUUCGUCAGGUGGUUUUGUAUUGCCAGGCGCUGCGCGGUGAUGUUGUUUUGCUUGAGCUGUAACUCACCCCUGAAGCACAGAAGGAUGGCGCCCGGCCGAGCGGGGCGUGACUCAUAGCCGCGGAUCCGUCCAGCCUCCUCCACCCAAGCAUCCCGUCCCCUCACAGGCCCGUCAGGGGCUGCGUGUCCCCUGACCCUGGGUGUGUGUGCGUUUUACCAGACUGUGUCCUUGAUGAUAUCACAGCCCAACCAUGUGAGGAGGGUUCAGGCUCCUCUGUCUCCAUCCGUCUGAGAAAAGGGAAAGUGAGGAUGGAACUGGUUUUGAAAAAUUAAAGGACAAGCAAGAUGGUUGUCCGGGAAGAUGAUUCUGGCUGGCUGCAACCUCCACGCACUUACUCAGCCUCCUCUGUUUUCAGGCCCUCUUUACGUGGGUUAUGGGGUAGGAAUGGUUCUUUUCCUCGUGUGACAGAGAGUCAGACUGCAGCCUGGAGAAGUUAAGUCACGCAGGCAGCUCAGUGGAGGGCUAGGUUUCAAAAUCAGGUAAUAAACCCUAUUCAUGGACUCAUCACCCGUGUGCUAAGCCAUGUGCAUAUUCUUGCACCUUCACAACAAUAUAAGGUACAUACUCUGAAUAUGCCCAUUUUACAGAUGAGGAAAUUGAGGUGAAAGGACUUACCUAAGGUCCCAGAGCAGCUUAGUCUGUGGCAGAGCUGGGGUUUCAGGGCUGGUCAUAUAUUUUCUAGGCUAACUGUAUGCCACCCUAGCAGCAGCUCUAAAAAAAAUGGUGGCUGUUGCUUUUAUUCAGGAUGGCCAGGCCACAGAUUAUUGCAUCUACAUAUGAGACCCAAGAAGGUUGGGGUCAGCUUGGAAAGAGCCUUGAAUGCCAAGCCAGCAGCAUUCAGAACAAAGCCAAGCAUAAAUGAACAGAGAAGAGAAAGUUCUCAGGCCAUUAGGCUUCUACCAAAGCCCCAAGCUAACUGUUGUUAGGAAUCUUGAAACCAGUCAUGUUUUCUGUUUUGCUUUGGCCACUGGGGAGCUCAAGGUCAGAUGUGUUAUUAUUUUUAACAAUUGUACUGAGUCUCCCACUGGACUCGGCUUCGUUCUCGUCUUCCUGCUUUUACCUUUACCCUCAUCUCUUUAUUUUUAUCCUGUUGUAUGUUAUCUAUUUUUGUAAGUUGCCACAAUCCCUUGUUUGCAAUAAAGUGGCGUAUACCUAAAUAAACACAUGAUCGAAAGCUUGA
This is a messenger RNA of Pipistrellus kuhlii (Kuhl's pipistrelle), 4995 nucleotides long. It is a transcript of the gene OLFML2A, whose product is annotated as olfactomedin like 2A. Gene Ontology annotation, biological process: signal transduction. The transcript is spliced from 8 exons. NCBI's taxonomy places the organism in Eukaryota, Metazoa, Chordata, Mammalia, Chiroptera, Vespertilionidae. The record is from RefSeq and is a predicted model, not a curated record. The coding region runs from base 109 to 2067 and encodes 652 amino acids.